GGCGCUGAGAGAAGCGGCGGGGCGAGCCGGGGGCUCUAGUGAAGAGAGCUGCCGGACGGGGAUCGCUGGCGCCCGGCGAGCGGAGACGGCCCUGGCCCGGCGGUCUCCGACAUGUCACGAUGGCGGUGGCCGUGGUCGAACUAUGUGAAAGAGCGAGUCUGCCGCUACCUGCUGCACCACUACUUGGGUCACUUCUUCCAGGAGCACCUCAGCCUGGACCAGCUCAGCCUCGAUCUGUACAAGGGCAGCGUCGCCCUGCGGGACAUCCACCUGGAGAUCUGGUCUGUGAACGAGGUGCUGGAGUCCCUGGAGUCACCGCUGGAGCUGGUGGAGGGCUUCGUGGGCUCCAUCGAGGUGGCCGUGCCCUGGGCCGCACUGCUCACCGACCACUGCACCGUGCGCGUGGAGGGCCUCCAGCUCACUCUGCAGCCCCGCCAGGGCCCAGGCCUGGGGGCUGCUGACUUGCAGAGCUGGGCCUCGUGCAUGACCACGAGCCUGCAGCUGGCCCAGGAGUGCCUGCGGGAUGAGCCCUCCAAGCCCUCGGAGCCACCACAACCCCUGGAGGGGCUGGAGAUGUUUGCCCAGACCAUCGAGACUGUGCUUCGGAGGAUCAAGGUGACCCUACUGGACACAGUCGUGCGGGUAGAGCACGCACCCGGGGACGGGGAGCGUGGCGUGGCCGUGGAGGUCCACGUGCAAAGACUGGAGUACUGUGACGAGGCAGUGCGGGACCCAGGCCCGGCACCCCCUGUGGACGUGCACCAACCUCCCGCCUUCCUGCACAAGCUGCUGCAGCUGGCCGGCCUCAGUCUGCACCUGGAGGAGCUCUGCCCACAGGAAGAGUCCCCAGGGCCCCCCUUGCAGAUCGGCAGCUGCUCAGGGUACAUGGAGAUGAUGGUGAAGGUCAAGCAGAACAAGGCCUUUCCAGGCCCCAAACUGGAGGUCGUCGGACAGCUGGGCUCCCUGCACUUGCUCCUGACCCCACGGCAGCUCCAGCAGCUUCAGGGCCUGCUCAGCUCUCUGAAACUUGCAGACCCUGAGGCUGACAAGCUGAACAAGAGCCGCCCGCUGGAGGUUGAAGAUCUGUGGCUGAUCGAGCAGGACCUAAACCAGCAGCUUCAGGCGGGGGCUGGGGCCGAGCCCCUCAGCGCCGACCCCCUUGUCAACAUGGACAGCACCGACCUUUUCUUCUCCAUGGCCGGCCUCACGAGCAGUGUGACCUCUGUCCUCUCUGAGCUGUCCCUGUCCGACGUGGACCUGAGCUCCUCCAUGCACAGUGACAUGGCCUCUCGCCGGCUCUCUGCCCAUCCCCGCCUACCCAGCAAGGCGGCCCCCACGCCCCUUCCGGACACCCUGCGCCCUGACUCGCUGCUGAAGAUGACCCUGGGGGGUGUGACGCUGACCUUGCUUCAGACGUCCGCCCCGUCCACCGGAGUGCCUGACCUCGCCACCCGCUUUUUCGCCGAGUUUGAUGCCACUAAGGAUGGGCCCUUCGGCUCCCGCGACUUCCACCACCUUCGGCCGCGCUUCCAGAGGGCCUGUCCCUGUAGCCAUGUUCGGCUCACGGGCACCGCCGUGCAGCUGUCCUGGGAGCUGCGGACAGGCGACCGGGGCCGGCGCACCACAAGCACCGACGUACGCUUUGGGCACCUCGAGGUGCUGGAGUGCCUGUGGCCCAGGAGCGCCGCGGAGCCCGAGUACACAGAGGUCCUGGCUUUCCCCAGCAGCCCAGGCUCCCAGGCCUCGGCUCGGCCCUGUGCCCACUUGCGCCACACACAGACCCUGCGCCGAGUGCCCAAGAGCCGACCCCGGCGCGCAGCCUCCUGCCGUUGCCACUCGGAGCUGACCCUAGAGCUGGCCGACUUCCAGACAGACGUGGAGCUGGGGGCCCUGGACCGGCUCGUGGCCCUGCUGCGCCUGGCCACUGCCCCCCUCGAGCCCACGGGCUUGCUGGCGGAGCCCCUGCCGGCCACCGAGCAGCAGAUGGUGGUGCGGCUCGCUGCGCCUCGGGCCACACUGCGGCUGCGCUUCCCCAUCGCUGACCUGCGGCCCGAGCGGGACCCCUGGGCCGGCCGGGCUGUGCGGGCCGAGCAGCUGCGGCUGGAGCUGAGUGAGCCCCAGUUCCGGUCGGAGCUGAGCUUCGGGCCUGGUGCCCCGGCCCCCACCCGCCUGGAGCUCACCUGCUCCGACCUGCAUUGCACCUAUGAAGAUGGAGAAAAGCCACCUGUCCCCUGCAUGUGGGUUUCCAAAGCCCUGGAUCCCAAGGGUCCUGGGCCCAAGUACUUCCUGCCCCAGGUGGUGGUGACCCUGAACCCCCAGCUCAGCUGCGCACAGUGGGAGGUGGCGCUGGAGAAGAGAGAGGCACUGGAGCUGUCCAUGACCGAGAGUCCCUGCGAAUUGCAGGAGCCCGAGCCCUCGCCCUUCUCCUCCAAGAGGACCAUGUACGAGGCAGAGGAGAUGGUGAUUCCGGGAGACCCCGAGGAGAUGAGGACCUUCCAGAACCGGACCCUGGCCCUGUCCCGCUGCAGCCUGGAAGUGAUCCUGCCCAGUGCCCAUAUCUUCCUGCCCAGCAAGGAGGUCUACGAGAGCAUCUACAACAGGAUCAACAACGACCUGUUGAUGUGGGAGCCCGCAGACCUGUUCCCCACCCCUGGCCCCACCACCCACCCCGCUGGCUUCCCGGGCCCCUCCAGGUUCUGGCCUGAUGACUUCAAAAUGUGCAAGUCGGCCUUCAAGCUGGACUCCGACUCGGAGGAUGAGGACACCCGCUUCUUCUCGGCGGGCGCUCCGGGCGCCCCCCCCGCCCCCGCCCCCAAGCCGCUGAGCCCGCACACCCAGAGCACCUUCUCCAUGCUGGUGACCGUGCUGAGGGGCCGGGUCACCACCCUCUGCGAGGCCAAGGGCGAGGAUGGCAGGCGGCUGGAGGCCACUCACGGAGAGCUGGUGCUGGACAUGGAGCAUGGCACCCUCUUCAGCGUCUCCCAGUACCGCAGCCAGCCAGGGCUCGGGUACUUCUGUCUGGAAGCCGAGAAGGCAAAGCUCUACCACCGAGCGGCCGUGGAUGACUACCCACUGCCCACUCGCCUGGACCUGCCCACCUUCACCCCUCCGGCCCAGCUGGCCCUGACCAUCUACCCAUCGGAAGAAGGGGUGGCUGAGCGGGGCACCUUGGGCCGCCAGGGUGCCCACAUGCUGUCCUCCGCUGUGCGCAUCCACCUGGACCCCCACAGGAACGUCAAGGAGUUCCUGGUGACCCUGCGGCUGCACAGAGCCACCCUGCGUCACUACAUGGCCCUGCCUGAACAGAGCUGGCACUCCCAGCUCCUGGAGUUCCUGGACGUGUCAGAUGAUCCGGUGCUGGGCUACCUGCCCCCGACAGUCCUCACCGUGCUGCACACACACCUGUUCUCCUGCGCCGUGGACUACAGGUGCUCAGGCUGGGUGGGCCAGGGAGGGGGCACCAGCCCACGGGUGGGAGGAGCCCGCCCCAGCCAGAAUGUGCCCCACAGGCCCCUCUACCUCCCCGUGCGUGUCCUCCUCACCGCUGAGACCUUCACCGUCUCCAGCAACAUCGUCAUGGACACCUCCACCUUCCUGCUGAGGAAAGUGAAUUGGUUGCACCUUCCCGGAGAACAGUCGGAGCCUCCGACUCAGAACCCCCAAAGCGUUCACUCUCUCUGGUUCAUCCUCGACGACUCUGCCUUGUACCUGUCCAACAAGUGUGGGGCGGAGACUCUGGAUCUGCGGCGAGACUAUGUGUGUGUCUUGGACGUUGACCUCCUGGAGCUCGUGAUCAAAACCUGGAAAGGAAGCACUGAGGGCAAACUGAGCCAGCCGCUGUUCGAGCUGCGCUGCUCCAACAACGUGGUGCACGUGCACAGCUGUGCCGACUCCUGUGCCCUGCUGGUCAACCUGCUCCAGUACGUAAUGAGCGCGGGCGACCUGCACCCCCCACCCCGGCCCCCCAGCCCCACGGAGAUCGCCGGCCAGAAGGUACAGCUCUCCGAGAGCCCGGCCUCGCUGCCCCCAACCCCCCCGGUGGAGUCGGCCCUCAUCAACCAGCGGGACCUGACCGAUGCCCUCCUGGACACCGAGCGCCGCCUGCAGGAGCCGGGCCGGCCGUCAGGCAACCCCGAACCUCCAGCCUCUCCUGUGUCGGUCUACCUGUUCCCAGGUGAGGGGAGCGGGGCCCACCCCCCAGCCGAGGCUCCUGCUAGUGGCUUAGGGUCCCCGUCGGAGGACAAGGAAGAGGAAAAAGAAGAGGACAGGGAAGGGGACACUUUGGACAGCGAUGAGUUCUGCAUCCUUGACGCUCCUGGCCUGGGCAUCCUGCCCCGAGACGGGGAGCCCGUGGUGACGCAGCUGCACCCCGGCCCCAUCAUCGUGCAGGAGGGGCACUUUGCCCGGCCGCUGGGCAGCACAGAUCUGCUGCGGGCACCCGCCCACUUCCCAGUGCCCAGCACCCGCGUAGUGAUGCGCGAGGUCUCCCUCGUCUGGCACCUUUAUGGGGGCCGGGACUUCGGCCCUCUUCCCAGCCACAGGGCGAAAGGCCUCGCGGGCCCCAGGGGCUCCCCUUCCCGCUGCUCUGGCUCCAGCCGGCCCCAGAACUCAUGGCGCGCCCAGGGCGGCAGCGGGCGGCAGCACCACGUGCUCAUGGAGAUCCAGCUCAGCAAGGUGAGCUUCCAGCACGAGGUGUACCCCGAGGAGCCAGCCACGGGCACUGCGGCCCCCGGCCGGGAGCUGGAGGACCGGCCGCUGUCCCGCCAGGUGUUCGUCGUGCAGGAGCUCGAGGUCCGCGAUCGCCUGGCCUCGUCCCAGAUCAACAAGUUCCUGUACCUGCACACGAGCGAGCGGAUGCCACGGCGCGCCCACUCCAACAUGCUCACCAUCAAGGCGCUGCACGUGGCCCCUACGACCAACGUGGGCGGGCCCGAGUGCUGUCUCCGGGUCUCCCUGAUGCCCCUGCGGCUCAACGUGGACCAGGACGCCCUGUUCUUCCUCAAGGACUUCUUCACCAGCCUGGCGGCCGGCAUCAACCCCCUGCUCCCAGCAGAGACCUUGGCCAUGGCACACCCCGAAGCCCGAGUCCGGCCGGGCAGCCCCCAGGAAGAGCAACCCGAGGGUGCAGAGACGACAGGCUUUCAGGAGACCCCAGUUGGCAGACACAGCUCCUCUGCUGAGCAGCAGCCCAUCUACUUCAGAGAGUUCCGCUUCACGUCUGAGGUGCCCAUCUGGCUGGAUUACCACGGCAAGCACGUCACCACGGACCAGGUGGGCACCUUCGCCGGCCUCCUCAUCGGCCUGGCCCAGCUCAACUGCUCUGAGCUGAAACUGAAGAGGCUCUGCUGUCGGCACGGACUUUUGGGUGUGGACAAGGUGCUGGGCUACGCUCUCAACGAGUGGCUGCAGGACAUCCGCAAGAAUCAGUUGCCUGGGCUGCUGGGGGGCGUGGGCCCCAUGCACUCAGUCGUCCAGCUCUUCCAAGGGUUCCGGGACCUGCUGUGGCUGCCCAUCGAGCAGUACCGGAAGGAUGGACGCCUCAUGCGGGGCCUGCAGCGAGGGGCUGCAUCCUUCGGCUCGUCCACGGCCUCCGCCGCCCUGGAACUCAGCAACCGCCUGGUGCAGGCCAUCCAGGCCACGGCCGAGACGGUAUAUGACAUCCUGUCCCCGGCCGCGCCCAUCUCCCGCUCCCUGCAGGACAAGCGCUCGGCUCGGAGGCUGCGCAGGGGCCAGCAGCCGGCUGACCUCCGGGAGGGCGUGGCCAAGGCCUACGACACCGUGCGAGAGGGCAUCCUGGACACGGCUCAGACCAUCUGUGACGUGGCAUCGCGGGGUCACGAGCAGAAAGGGCUGACGGGCGCUGUGGGGGGCGUGAUCCGCCAGCUGCCCCCCACCGUGGUGAAGCCCCUCAUCCUGGCCACGGAGGCCACGUCCAACCUGCUCGGGGGGAUGCGCAACCAGAUCCUCCCCGAUGCCCACAAGGACCACGCGCUCAAGUGGCGCUCCGAGGAGGCCCAGGACUGAGCCCCGGGCGCCCGGGACCCAGGGGACACUGCCACCCCCCUCGCACCCUGCCCGGCAGCCCCACUGCCCCCAGGGAUGCUGCCAGCUCCUGCGCCUCCCGAGAAGCUGUGAUGGCGCCCAGCCGGCCCAGGCCUGUCCAGGGAGCACCUGGCCCGCCGAUCCCUGUGGGAGUGGACACCUCCCGGCCUUGGGGCCUUGGGCCCCGUUUCUGCACUUUUCCUCCAGGGAGAAAGGACACGGCCCUCACCGUCAGCUGGGCCACCUGCUGCCUUGUCCCAGGAUGGAGGCUUUCGGACCUUCGGGCUCUGGUCCCACUUAGCCAAGUGUCUCUCCAUGUCUGGGGGGAGGCGGGGAGCAGACACCAUACGGUUCGAUGUAUUAUUUUUAAGCUCCUCGAGCACGUGGCGCAGUGUCUGCAUGAAGUGGAAUAAACUGUGCCCACCGCC
Messenger RNA from Choloepus didactylus (southern two-toed sloth), 6470 nucleotides. RefSeq names its product autophagy related 2A (gene ATG2A). Gene Ontology annotation, biological process: autophagosome assembly; autophagy of mitochondrion; piecemeal microautophagy of the nucleus. Bases 112 to 6024 code for a protein of 1970 amino acids. Gene Ontology annotation, cellular component: phagophore assembly site; extrinsic component of membrane. Gene Ontology annotation, molecular function: phosphatidylinositol-3-phosphate binding. The record is from RefSeq and is a predicted model, not a curated record. The transcript has 41 exons. Lineage: Eukaryota; Metazoa; Chordata; Mammalia; Pilosa; Megalonychidae.